AGAUAUCUUCAAUUCAACAUAUCCACAAUUGAAUUAAUGAUCUCUUUAAUUGAAUUGUUGCUCUCUUUAAAAGAAUUGAUGCGCGCAUUAAUUCCUUAUACAAAAGCAUUGUAAAUAAUUAAAGAUAUCUUCAAUUGAAUUAAAGAGAUCAUCAAAUUAUUUACACUGAGCUCUAAAUCAAUUAUUGCGAGCAAUAUUUCUACGAAAUUGAUGCUCUCAUCAAUUGAAUUGAAGAGAGCACUAAUUGAAUUAAUGCGCGCAUCAAAUCUAUUAUUGCUCUCAUUAAUUCAAUUGAUGCGAGCAUUAAUUCAAUUGAUGCGCGCUUUAAUUCAAUUGAUCAGAGCAAUAAUUGAAUUGAAGCGCGCAUUAAUUCAUUUGUUGAGAUCAAUAAUGGAUUCAAUGCGCGCAUUGAUUCAAUUAAAGAGAGCAAUAAUUGAAUUGAUGAUAUCUUCAAAUAAUUGAAGAUAUCUUCAAUCAUUUGAGUUUUUGUUAAUUUGGGGCUCCAUAUAUGGAAGACAUCUUAAGCGAUACCAAAACAGUUUCCUUAGAUUGACUUCAUCACGACUUCCUUCUUCGGAAGAGUUCCGUCAUCCUCCAUUGAAGCUGUAUACACACUAUUCAUCACUAAAUGGUUAUGUUUAUAAUUUCAAUGACGAUCAAUUUUUGUAUUAAAAUCUUGUCCAAGCAAAUUACAUUUCACUCCUCCAAUAAAUACGCAAAAAUACACACUAACUGGUCCCAUGCAGAGAAAACAUUGUUUAUGCGGUUCCAGUGACGAUUGGAGUAAUUCCAUCAGCAGUCUGAAGUUUUUGUUGUUGUUUUGUUAGGGUUUUUUUUUGUUUUUGUUUUUAAUUUAUUUUAUUUUUUUUACUUUGCAGGCUCUUGUACAAAGGCUCUCUUGUGGAAGUAUACUGUAAUACAUAUGGUGGUGUACUGGAUUAUUAACUUUUAUUAGGUAUUAACCCAUAAACAAUCAUACUGGGGUUCCCCUCGAUUUUUAGUUCCCAUGGUUGAAAAGUUACUUACGACUAGAAUCAGAAGAAUUAAAAGUCCGCUUUGACCAGUUAGAUAAACAACUGCACUGUCUUCAUACAAUAGUUCUAACUUCUAAUGGAUGUUCUACCUUGUGUUACCCGGGUGACCGUUAAGAUCCACGAAGCUCUUGUUUAUUCAGACAUAGUACGUUGGUGACCAAACAUAUAAAGUGCCGCAUGUAAGGAAGUGCCUGUGCGGGGUAAGCAAUACAACUCUUAUGCACAGAAACCGAAACCAGAUUAAUAUCAUUCACAAACCAAACUAAAGGCAAUUUUUUUUUAUGUGUGUGUUGGGUUUUUUGGGGGGAGAGGGGAGGGGGUGUAAUAAAUCUUGGAUUUCCAAAGUUAAUACAAGCAAUAAGAUAUGUAAAGUCGGUUUACGGUUUGUUGCAAUCAUAACCCAGUCAAGCAGCUUUCUUGUACGAAUACAAAGGGAACGACAUUUUAAUUUUGCAGUAAUCGUAAAAACUUAUCACAUAGCGACGUCAUAAAUAUCCUGAAAAUAUACAACACAAAAUAAGAAUUGUGAUUGCUUUAUAAAUCCUGUUUAAUGGACUGUGAUGGUAUCGCGGGGUAGAGGAAUGCUGGACACAAUUUACACUCCUAGUUAGAAGAACUCGCGCUCCUAGAACCAUGGACAAGAUUUCAAAGGUAAGGGAAGAAACAUGAUAAAUGCAAUAGCAAUUAGUUCAUUAAUCUAUAGAUAUUACACAGGGCCGAGUUUAACCAUCAAUGUUUUCCCCCAAUUUUCAGGUAGAAAAUUUAACAGAGGAACAGAUCGAAGAAUACAGAGAAGCGUUCAAACUAUUUGACAAAGACGGAAAUGGGUCCAUCACGACAGGGGAGCUGAUAACCAUACUGAAAAACCUAGGACAGAAUCCCACGGACGCUGAAAUUCGCGAUAUUGUGUCAGAAGUAGAUGCUGAUGGAAAUGGCGAUAUUGACUUCCCAGAAUUCUUAUUAAUGAUGUCAAAGAGAGAGAAAGACACGGAGACCGACGACGAUUUGUUAGAAGCUUUUCGAGUGUUUGACCGGGAUGGCGAUGGUAACAUCAGCACAACAGAACUUAGAAUGGUCAUGUUAAAUCUUGGAGAGAAAAUGAGUGAGGAAGAAGUGGAAAACAUGAUCAAAGAGGCGGAUGAAGAUGGUGAUGGCCAAGUCAAUUACCAAGAAUUCGUCAAGAUGAUGACAAACAAACAGUGAUGAACAUAUCCAAUUUUAUACGUAAUUUUAGAAUAAAGUUUGCUGACCUGAAUCUCUGUGACCAAUGUAUAUUUAGCUUACCCGAAUUGAAACCCCAAGUGAGUUUUUCUCAUUGAAGUGCUGCAGUAAAAAAAAAACACAACAAAGAACUACCAGUUAUAUCUAAAAGACCCAUGAUUUUCACUUCUAAAUCCGGACGCCUGGUGACAGAAGAACCGCUAUGUUAAACGUCUACACCGCACUGGGAUUGAAAAUUGAAAAUCGGACUCUGGUCUGACGCCCUAGCUACCAUGAACGAGAAGUAGAACCUAUGAACAGGUUACGACGACAACGGACAAUUUUGAUCAGAAAAGCCCACUUUAGGCUCGGUUCAAUUUAGCUGCAGAACUGUAGCUCUCUGAAAAAAUAUUUUGACAUAACAGAGAGCUACAGAGCCACCCCUUAUAAA
Ostrea edulis (European flat oyster) is the source of this 2685-nucleotide messenger RNA. Its product is annotated as calmodulin-A-like. Bases 1767 to 2237 code for a protein of 156 amino acids. Gene Ontology annotation, molecular function: enzyme regulator activity; calcium ion binding. The transcript has 4 exons. The record is from RefSeq and is a predicted model, not a curated record. Lineage: Eukaryota; Metazoa; Mollusca; Bivalvia; Ostreida; Ostreidae.